Molecule: messenger RNA, 588 nt
Organism: Pteronotus mesoamericanus
Lineage: Eukaryota; Metazoa; Chordata; Mammalia; Chiroptera; Mormoopidae
Gene: PGLYRP1
Product: peptidoglycan recognition protein 1
Exons: 3
Coding region: 1-588 (195 amino acids)
Biological process (GO): defense response to Gram-positive bacterium; detection of bacterium; peptidoglycan catabolic process
Molecular function (GO): N-acetylmuramoyl-L-alanine amidase activity; peptidoglycan binding; peptidoglycan immune receptor activity
Source: RefSeq, a predicted model, not a curated record
AUGACCCGACGGGGCGCGCCGGUCGCCUGGGCCCUCCUCGCCCUCCUCGCCCUCCCCGGGCUCGGAGCGGAGGAAGACGACGAGACGUGCUGCGGGCCCAUCGUGCCCCGGAGAGAGUGGAACGCCCUGGCCUCCGACUGCACCGAGGAACUGAAACUGCCGGUGCGUUACGUGGUGGUGUCGCACACGGCGGGCAGCCACUGCGACACGGCGGCGUCGUGCCGGCAGCAGGUGCAGAACGUGCAGUACUACCACAAGCAGAAGCUGGACUACUGCGAUGUGGCCUACAACUUCCUGAUCGGAGAAGACGGGCUGGUAUAUGAGGGCCGGGGCUGGAACUACACGGGCGCCCACACCAGUCGCUGGAACCCCUACACCAUUGGAAUCAGCUUCAUGGGCAACUACAUGGAGCGGGCACCCCCGCCCCGGGCCAUCCGGGCAGCCAAGAGCCUGAUAGGUUGCGGAGUGGCUCGCGGAGCUCUGCUCCCCAAGUACAAGGUCAAAGGACACCGGGAUUUGCAGCGGACCCUCUCUCCAGGCGACCAGCUCUAUGAAAUCAUCCAGAAGUGGCCGCAUUACAAGUCGUGA